AUGAACCCCAUUUUGUUGAUUCGAUUGUGUGGGAACUGCUGGUUAGAAGAACUAGUCGAUGUCAAUCGAGUGACGGAUUCAUCAUUACUAUCAGUAAUAGGAGGCCCCAUUCCAGGCCAGAGUUAUAAAUGGAGGUCGUGGUGCCUCUACAGCGAAGCCAGGGAGGUGAAAGCCAAACUCAAUGAGCUGAACAAAGCUGGAGACGAUGAAGCACUGCGAAAAUGGAGGAGCGAACGACAUAGCCUAGUUGAAGCAAAAAGGCGGAGCGCAGAGCCGCUCUCCACAUGGCUUAGGAAUAGGGAUCGGGAGCGAGCAAAGAAUCGGGAUAGCCUAAAAGCCUUGCGUCAGAAUGAAAAAUCAUGCAUCAUUGCAUCAGGCCUUCCUAGGGCCUCAGAAGUUUACACAUGGCCAGAAUGCACACCGCUCAUUGAGAAUGAUAUGCUCCACGAACAAUUCUUGAACGAGUUUGAAGCGAAGAAAACCGGUUUACAGCAAUUGAUCGGAGAGUGGAGGCAUAGACUUGAAACACAGCUAAUCGCGGCAUUACCCAAAGGAACUCUGCGACCGACUUUGGAAUCUUCGCCUUUCACUAUGACCAUCCAUACUACUGAGAUCGUUCAGCCAGUAGAUGUCCUUCCGGGGGAUAUACGCAAGCUUCUCCGAGCGGAUGCCAUUUUCACUACAUCGCAUAUUCAUGAUCAUUCUCAAGUACACUGGUAUCCCCAUAGCUUCGACCAUUUCGCAGGCGAUAUAACUAAAAUGAUUUUUUAUGAUCAUGCCUGCAACAUUUCACGAGCACUUUUAAGUGUCCUAGGUAUUCCCGACGCUACUUACUUGCAUGUCAAAGCAAUGGGGAAGGCUUUCCGAUGCGGAAGGUGUCCCCAGGCAACAGCUCCUAACUAUGACUGGAUGGACAUGGUUUGCCAUUAUCUGGAAUCAAUCCGACUGUGGGCGUCUAACGCUAGGCAACGUCAAGUCCGGUCUGCCAAGGACUUUGUAUACAUCUGCACACACGACAUUGAUGCAAAUAACUCGUCCCGUCCACUUGUAUGGAUACCAGCCCAAGAUGAUCUUCCCACUCAACCCGCUCUCUUUUCUUGGAGCUGGUCCAAGUGUAUGCCGUGUCAAAGAGUCGGUCUUGGCACCAGAAUCCCUACCCAAGCUAUCGUGGAACAUGUACGCUAUGUGCACUUAAUUGAGGAGCCGGAAUUAGGCAUUCACUACCAACAUUAG
Rhizoctonia solani is the source of this 1233-nucleotide messenger RNA. RefSeq lists its product as uncharacterized. The transcript has 7 exons. NCBI's taxonomy places the organism in Eukaryota, Fungi, Basidiomycota, Agaricomycetes, Cantharellales, Ceratobasidiaceae. The record is from RefSeq and is a predicted model, not a curated record. Bases 1 to 1233 code for a protein of 410 amino acids.